AUGAACAAGAUGCACGGAUACACGGAGGUGGGCACGAACAGCGUCAAGGGAGUGGAGGUAGACUUAGAGUCAGGGGAGACCUUGUACCCAGGGCUAAGCAAAGGCGAGAACCAGCUCCGAUGGGGUUUCAUUCGCAAGGUCUAUGGAAUCUUAGCCGCUCAGAUGGUUUUGACCACUCUCAUCUCCUUCGUCACCGUUCUCUAUGCUCCGAUCAACGAUCUCCUCAAGGGCAGCCCUGGAAUUCUCCUCUUCUUCGCCAUCCUUCCCUUAAUCUUGUUGUGGCCCCUGCAUGUGUAUCAGCAGAAGCAUCCCCUCAAUUUUGUCUUCCUUGGACUUUUCACUCUGUGUUUGAGUGUCACAGUGGGUGUGGCCGUUGCUAAUACAGAUGGAGCAAUUGUGCUUGAAGCCUUAGUUCUAACGUCAGCUGUGGUUGCAUCCUUGACCGCGUACACCUUCUGGGCUUCUAAGAAGGGCAAGGACUUCAGCUUCCUCGGACCAGUCUUGUUUACUGGCCUCAUUGUCCUCCUUGUAACCGGGUUCAUGCAGAUGUUCUUCCCUCUCGGCCCUACAACUAAUGCUGUUUAUGGUGCCAUUGGUGCUGUCAUCUUCUCUGGGUACAUCGUUUAUGACACCGACAACCUGAUCAAGCGCUUUACUUACGAUGAGUACAUCUGGGCCUCCAUCACCCUUUAUCUUGACAUUCUGAACCUGUUCCUGACUAUAUUGCGGAUGCUGAGGCAAAGCAACAAUUAG
Prunus armeniaca (apricot) is the source of this 753-nucleotide messenger RNA. NCBI's taxonomy places the organism in Eukaryota, Viridiplantae, Streptophyta, Magnoliopsida, Rosales, Rosaceae. The record is from the annotation of a GenBank genome assembly.